GGCAUGGCGAUGGCGAGCUCCAAGAACGGGCUCUCCCCGGUGGUCGUCUUCCUCCUCGGGGCGGCCUCUGCCACCGUGCUGAUUGUGUUCCUCUUCACCUCGACUGCGAGGCCAGCGUGGUCGACGCCGGAGAUAGCUCCGACGACGAGGACAAGGCAGGACCAGAAGGCUGCUGCUGCCGUGCCUUGCGCUCCACGGGCGAAAGGGACGACGAACACAACGGCAAGAACUAAUCAGAUGGAGGGAGAGAAGGAGGAGGAAGACGACGAGUUCGCGAGGUUGGUGAGGAGGGCGGCGAUGGAGGACAGGACGGUGAUCAUGACGUCGGUGAACGAGGCGUGGGCGGCGCCGGGGUCGCUGAUGGACUCGUUCCUGGAGAGCUUCCGGGUCGGCGAGAACAUCUCGCACCUGGUGCAGCACAUCGUGGUGGUGGCCAUGGACGAGGGCGCGCUCCGGCGGUGCCGCGCCGUGCACCCGCACUGCCACCUGCUUCUCCCGGAGGUGGCCGGCCUCGACCUCUCCGGCGCCAAGAGCUACAUGACCAAGGACUACCUCGACCUCGUCUGGAGCAAGCUCAAGCUCCAGCAGCGCGUCCUCGAGCUCGGCUACAACCUCCUCUUCACGGACGUUGACCUGGCGUGGUUCCGGAACCCGAUGGUGCACAUCACGGCGGCGGCGGACAUCACGACGUCGAGCGACUUCUACUUCGGCGACCCGGACGACCUGGGGAACUACCCCAACACCGGGUUCAUCUACUUCAAGGCCACGGCGAGGAACGCGCGCGCCAUGGCGUACUGGCACGCGGCGCGACGCCGGUUCCCGGGGGAGCACGACCAGUUCGUCUUCAACGAGAUCAAGCGCGAGCUCGCCGCCGCCGACGGCCUCGGCGUCCGCAUCAGGUUCAUCGACACCGCCGCCGUGAGCGGGUUCUGCCAGCUGGGGCGCGACCUGAACCGCAUCGCCACCGUGCACACGACGUGCUGCAUCGGGCUGGAGAACAAGCUGCACGACCUGAGGAACGUGAUCCGCGACUGGCGGAGGUACGCGGCGCGGCCGCGGUGGGAGCAGCGGGCGGGCAACAUCGGGUGGACGUUCGAGGGAGGCAGGUGCAUCCACUGACAGCUUCGAGAUUCGUGCGUGCUCGAGGCCUCGUUGCCUAGAGAUGUGGGAUGCCACGUGGGACGGUGGAAUGAUGGAAUGGAGGAAGAAGCCUCUCCUGUGUUGUGUUGUUCAUUCGGUCUCAUCUCGGUUUGUUCGUAGUUUAUCAGGGAGCAGCAGCUGUAGUUCUGAAUACGUUAAUUCUUGUACUAUAAAGGUUAAAAUUAGAGUAAAAUUUAAAAAAUACAGGCAAUUUGAUAAAGUUGUCACGAAACUAUAUAUUUAAGGGUGUAUAUCACAAAAAUAUAGAGUAGCAUCAA
This is a messenger RNA of Oryza brachyantha (malo sina), 1418 nucleotides long. RefSeq lists its product as uncharacterized. Bases 4 to 1119 code for a protein of 371 amino acids. The transcript has 3 exons. The record is from RefSeq and is a predicted model, not a curated record. NCBI's taxonomy places the organism in Eukaryota, Viridiplantae, Streptophyta, Magnoliopsida, Poales, Poaceae.